AAAAGGGCCUCUUCAUCCUCUUUUUCAAUAUGUCCAUGAUUGCAUUUGAAACCCUAUAUUUUUAGGUUAUUUAAAUAUUGCAGAGCAUUUGGCAGCUUCCUCCUAUUCUAUAAUACUGACUUUUCUGUCUUCUACUUUGUUUCUUUCUCUUUUUACAACUCUUCAACUUAACAUGACCAGACUGUAUGGAUUCGGUUCUAAUGGUAGUGGACAGUUGGGUAUUGGCCAUCUAGAGGACACAAAAGAACCUACUCUAUGUAUUGGCUUGCCUAAUGACAGUACCAUCGUUAAAGUGGCUGGUGGAGGCAAUCAUUCAGCUCUGAUUACAAAGCAUGGCAAACUUUUCAUGGCGGGCUUGUCGCAGUUUGGAGAAGAAGUUCAGAAGACAAUCCCUGAAUAUGUUCAAGGAAAUGCAGAAUGGACAACGUACCAACUGCGUUUCGAGCAUAUACAAUGGAAGGAUAUAGCUUGCGGUUGGGCAUGCACUCUCAUGUUGGAUACAGCAGGACAACUGUAUGGUAUAGGUACGAGCCGGUGGAAUGAAUUAUUAGGAUCUAGCACCGACAAACUUCGACGCAUUGAGCAUGACAGUUUGAAAAAUAUUGUAUCAGUAAGCUGUGGAUGGAGACAUGUAGUGGUUUUGGAUAAAGAAGGACAGGUCUAUGGUUGGGGAUGGGGUAAAAAGGGUCAAUUAGGUCCUUUGUCCUCUCCAUCGAUUGUGAUAGAUACAAAAAAAGAUAUUCGAUCCGUGCAAAAAAUUGAUAUGCCUCAAACCAUAGUUGAAAUAGCCUGUGGACAUGUACACACACUAUUGCGAGGGCAAGAUGGAACUGUAUAUGGAUUGGGAUCAAACAAAUAUAGUCAGCUGGGAGAGGCAAUAGAUGACGAAAAUGAUGGGUCAUUAUCUGUGGUCUUUAAAAAUGCGGCAUUGGUUGACGCGUGUUGGCAUAACAGCGCGAUCUUAGAUAGUGCGGGCGAUAUAGAAAUACUUGGAAGAAAUGAUCAUGGCCAAUUAGGAACCUGCCAACCACCUUUGAAAAAGAUUGCUUGUGGGUCAGAGCAUGUUGUUGCUAUUAGCAAAGAAACUGAGCAUGCUUUAGCAUGGGGCUGGAAUGAACACGGUAAUUGUGCAUCUGAUGAAUUAUUCACCUCUCAACCCGUCUACUUAGACCAGUUUGGAAAGGUUGACGUUAUUGGUGCAGGCUGUGCCACUUCAUGGUUUGGCACCAAUACCGCCUAUGAUAGAAGUACAUCGUGAGAGAUAUUAGUGGCGGACCUACAAAACAGAUUACUCAUUCUUUGUAUCACGGCUUUCUCGUACUAAAAUCUUUACCAUUACGCUCAAAUCAAAUGCAUUUGACUCCCUUUUUUUUUCUACCACUAUCAUUGUUCUUAUUCCCAU
Messenger RNA from Mycotypha africana, 1402 nucleotides. Its product is annotated as regulator of chromosome condensation 1/beta-lactamase-inhibitor protein II. The transcript is spliced from 2 exons. The record is from RefSeq and is a predicted model, not a curated record. Bases 173 to 1258 code for a protein of 361 amino acids. Lineage: Eukaryota; Fungi; Mucoromycota; Mucoromycetes; Mucorales; Mycotyphaceae.